CAGUAUGUGUCACUAUGUGUGUGUGUUCUCACCAGCAGAUGGAGCAUUUUAUGAAUUGCUGCUGGUUCUGGUUGGUGUAGAAGAGGAGGAGUCAGUUCAGCUGAUGUCGUGUGCAGGAGGCUGACAGCAGGCAGGCAGAGAGGCUGGGUCCAUCUCAUCCUCCAUCCAACAUCCAACCCUGACAAGGACACAACCCCUCCCAGCAAACACAAAGGAGCAGGAUCAACACAUCAUUAUUUAUAUCAAACAACAGGAAUCAUAUCGAAAGCAUCAAGAUGUUGGCCUGCACAGAGCUGAUCACCAUGUGUCUUCAGUCUGCAAAGCACGAACACUUGAGGAAACAGCAGGAGCAGCUUAACCAGAACCAGAACCAGAACCAGAACCAAGGCAUCCCUCUGUUCCAUGAUAUAUUCCGCCGGGCAGACAAAAAUGACGACGGGAAGCUGUCCUUGGAGGAGUUCCAGUCGUACUUCACCGACGGCAUCCUCACUGACGACCAGAUGCAGGAGCUGUACGGCUCCAUCGACAGGCAGCAGACAGACAACCUGGACAUAGACAAACUCUCAGAGUACUUCACUCCACAUCUGGGGGAAUACGUCAACGUCCUGUCUGCUCUGGAAAAGCUGAACGUGGCCAUUUUGAAGGCCAUGGAUAAAACUAAAGAGGAGUACCAGGGUUCAUCAGUGCUGGGUCAGUUUGUGACACGCUUCCUGCUGAGGGAGACCUCCACCCAGCUGCAGUCCCUCCAGUCGUCUCUGGACUGCGCCAUGGAGGCGGUUCACGACCAGGGCUGCACCGGGAGGAGGAUACUGAAGAAGCCCGAGGACCUGCCGAUCCAGAGGGCGGCCAAACGCCCCGGCAGACGCAUCCAGAAGAACAUGUGUCUCUCCCCUACUGACCCGUACUCUGGCAUGCUCACCACAGGGGUCAGCGUGGAGCCGGACAACCACUGGGGCUCCCAGAUCAACCAACUGGAGCAGCUCAUGGACAAACUGGAGUGUGAGAGUCCACAUCUUGAACCGCUCAAAGAGGACUCACUGGCAGGGACGUAUAAUUCGAACAUACUUCUGGUCCAAAGACAAAUGUCUGUGAAGGAGAAGGAUGUGGAGCAGUUUCAACAAGCUCUUAAAAUCUACACAGACACCACCAGCAGCCAGCUAAACAACCUGCACGUUUCAGUCCAGAACCUGCCAGACAGAUCAUGCUUCAUCAUGUACGAAUUUUGGCAGGACCGUCUCUCCUGGAUGAGCUACCUGCAGUCGUCCAUCAGUAAGACCUUCCAGCGCUGCGUUAUCGACUCACUGGAAGAGCCGGAGAUGGUCUCCACCAUGCUCCUCCCAGCCUCUUGGUGGAUUAUGAACAACAACUGACAGGGCAAAGCUGCUGCUGCUAUUCAACACAUUAAAAGCAGGAGGAAGAGCUGAUUGCGUAAUCGUUUUUAUCUUUUCUUUUGUUCUUUGAUAUCCACUUUUUUCCUCACGGCAUGACCAGGAUUGUUUUUUGCAAAGCUACGCUCCGAGGUUAUAAAAAAAGAAUAAAUGAUAUGACAGAGUAUGAGGGCCACAUUGAGGGGAAAAAAACCCUGAGAUUUCGAGAAUAAAGUCAUAAUUUAAUGAGAAUAAAGUCCUACUAUUUCAAGAAG
Sebastes umbrosus (honeycomb rockfish) is the source of this 1642-nucleotide messenger RNA. Its product is annotated as N-terminal EF-hand calcium-binding protein 1-like. NCBI's taxonomy places the organism in Eukaryota, Metazoa, Chordata, Actinopteri, Perciformes, Sebastidae. Gene Ontology annotation, cellular component: endoplasmic reticulum; Golgi cis cisterna; cytoplasm. Gene Ontology annotation, biological process: regulation of amyloid precursor protein biosynthetic process. The transcript has 12 exons. The record is from RefSeq and is a predicted model, not a curated record. Gene Ontology annotation, molecular function: calcium ion binding. Bases 276 to 1370 code for a protein of 364 amino acids.